Canis lupus familiaris (dog) is the source of this 9261-nucleotide messenger RNA. RefSeq names its product UDP-glucose glycoprotein glucosyltransferase 1 (gene UGGT1). Gene Ontology annotation, molecular function: UDP-glucose:glycoprotein glucosyltransferase activity. The record is from RefSeq and is a predicted model, not a curated record. The coding region runs from base 221 to 4822 and encodes 1533 amino acids. Gene Ontology annotation, cellular component: endoplasmic reticulum. Lineage: Eukaryota; Metazoa; Chordata; Mammalia; Carnivora; Canidae. The transcript has 41 exons.
UGGGCUCUUGCUCUGCGAGACCGGCUAGUGAGCCGAGCCGCGGGAAAGGCGCGUGUCGGCCGCUCACUGGCGCAGCGGCUGCGGUUGCCGUCACCGCCCCGCCCCGGCGUCGUCGCUGGCAUCGUCGUGGACUGAGCGGGGCCCCAGCCUGGGCAGGAAGCGGGCCUCGGGCACCGCGUGUGUCGCGGCUGCGCUGCCGGUGACAGGGGUUUGCAAUAAAAUGGGACUUCUGAUUGUAUUCAUUGGACUAUGGCUGUUUUCCUCAGUAAAGGCAGAUUCAAAAGCCAUUACAACUUCUCUUACGACAAAAUGGUUUUCCACUCCAUUGUUGUUAGAAGUCAGUGAGUUUUUAGCAGAAGACAGUCAAGAGAAAUUUUGGAAUUUUGUAGAAGCCAGUCAAAAUAUUGGAUCAUCUGAUCAUCACGGUACUGAUUAUUCCUAUUAUCAUGCAAUACUGGAAACUGCAUUUCAGUUUCUGUCCCCUCUACAGCAGAAUUUGUUGAAAUUUUGUCUGUCCCUUCAUUCUUACUCGGCUACAAUUCAAGCCUUCCAGCAGAUAGCAGCUGAUGAACCUCCACCAGAAGAAUGUAACUCAUUUUUCUCUGUGCAUGGAAAGAAGACCUGUGAUUUUGAUACCCUUGAGACUCUUCUCCUCACGGCAUCUGAAAGACCCAAGCCUUUAUUGUUCAAAGGAGAUCACAGAUACCCCUCAUCUAAUCUUGAAAGCCCAGUGGUGAUUUUCUAUUCUGAGAUUGGUUAUGAGGAAUUUUAUAAUUUCCACCACCAACUUAUAUCAGAAAGCAAUGCAGGCAAAAUCAAUUAUGUAUUCAGACAUUAUAUACUUAAUCCCAGGAAGGAGCCUGUUUACCUCUCUGGCUAUGGUGUGGAAUUGGCAAUUAAGAGCACUGAGUACAAGGCCAAGGAUGAUACUCAGGUGAAAGGAACUGAGGUAAACACCACAGUGAUUGGUGAAAAUGAUCCCAUUGAUGAAGUUCAAGGAUUCCUCUUUGGAAAAUUAAGAGACCUGCACCCUGACCUGAAGGGGCAGUUGAAAGAACUCAGAAAACACCUUGUGGAGAGCACCAAUGAAAUGGCACCUUUAAAAGUUUGGCAGUUGCAAGAUCUCAGUUUCCAGACUGCUGCCCGAAUCUUGGCUGCUCCUAUUGAAUUAGCUUUGGUGGUUAUGAAGGAUCUUAGUCAAAAUUUUCCUACCAAAGCCAGAGCAAUAACAAAAACGGCAGUGAGUUUGGAACUUAGAAGCGAAGUGGAAGAGAAUCAGAAGUAUUUCAAGGGAACUUUAGGAUUACAGCCUGGAGAUAGUGCACUGUUCAUCAAUGGACUUCAUAUUGAUUUAGAUACACAGGAUAUAUUCAGUCUGUUUGAUGUAUUGAGGAAUGAAGCUCGGGUAAUGGAGGGUCUGCAUAGAUUGGGAAUAGAAGGCCUUUCUCUGCAUAAUGUUUUGAAGCUGAACAUCCAGCCCUCUGAGGCUGACUAUGCUGUAGACAUCCGGAGUCCUGCUAUUUCAUGGAUCAACAAUUUGGAGGUUGACAGCAGAUAUAAUUCAUGGCCUUCUAGUCUACAAGAGUUGCUUCGACCCACCUUUCCUGGUGUUAUCCGGCAGAUAAGGAAAAACUUGCAUAACAUGGUUUUCAUCGUUGAUCCUCCUCAUGAGACCACAGCAGAGUUGAUUAACACAGCUGAGAUGUUCCUCAGUAAUCAUAUACCAUUAAGAAUUGGUUUAAUCUUUGUGGUUAAUGACUCUGAAGAUGUUGAUGGGAUGCAAGAUGCUGGAGUGGCUAUUCUGAGAGCAUAUAAUUAUGUUGCUCAAGAAGUGGAUGAUUAUCAUGCCUUCCAAACUCUGAUACAUAUAUAUAACAAAGUAAGGACUGGAGAAAAAGUAAAAGUUGAACAUGUGGUCAGUGUCCUGGAAAAGAAGUAUCCAUAUGUUGAAGUGAAUAGCAUUUUGGGGAUUGACUCUGCUUAUGACCAGAACCGGAAGGAAGCGAGAGGCUAUUAUGAACAGACUGGGGUUGGUCCAUUGCCUGUUGUUCUGUUCAACGGAAUGCCCUUUGAAAAGGAACAGUUAGAUCCUGAUGAGUUGGAAACCAUCACAAUGCACAAAAUCCUGGAGACCACAACCUUCUUCCAAAGAGCAGUGUACUUGGGUGAACUGUCCCAUGAUCAGGAUGUGGUAGAGUAUAUCAUGAAUCAGCCAAAUGUUGUUCCACGAAUCAAUUCUAGGAUUUUGACAUCCGAGCGAGAAUACCUGGAUUUAACAGCAACCAAUAACUUUUUUGUGGAUGACUAUGCUAGAUUUAGUGUCUUGGAUUCCCAAGGCAAGACUGCUGCUAUUGCAAAUAGUAUGAACUAUCUGACAAAGAAAGGAAUGUCCUCCAAGGAAAUCUAUGAUGAUUCUUUCAUUAGGCCUGUAACUUUUUGGAUUGUUGGGGAUUUUGAUAGCCCUUCUGGAAGACAAUUACUGUAUGAUGCUAUUAAACAUCAGAAAUCCAGUAACAAUGUUAGAAUAAGCAUGAUCAAUAAUCCUAGUGAAGAUAUAAAUUAUAAGAACACUCAGAUUUCCAGAGCAAUCUGGGCAGCUCUCCAAACACAGACCUCCAACUCUGCUAAGAAUUUCAUCACAAAAAUGGCCAAGGAGGAGACUGCAGAGGCCCUGGCUGCAGGAGCUGACAUCGGGGGGUUCUCUGUCGGGGGCAUGGAUUUCAGUCUUUUUAAAGAGGUCUUUGAGUCUUCCAAAAUGGAUUUCAUUUUGUCUCAUGCCAUGUACUGCAGGGAUGUUCUGAAGCUGAAGAAGGGACAGAGGGCAGUGAUCAGCAAUGGAAGGAUCAUUGGGCCACUGGAGGACAGUGAACUCUUUAAUCAAGAUGAUUUCCACCUCCUAGAAAAUAUCAUCUUAAAAACUUCGGGACAGAAAAUCAAAUCCCAUAUUCAACAGCUUCGGGUAGAAGAGGAUGUGGCAAGUGACUUGGUAAUGAAGGUAGAUGCUCUCCUGUCAGCUCAACCAAAAGGAGAUGCAAGAAUCGAAUACCAAUUUUUUGAAGACCGACACAGUGCAAUUAAAAUGAGGCCAAAGGAAGGAGAGACGUAUUUUGAUGUCGUGGUUGUCAUUGACCCUGUCACCAGAGAAGCACAGAGACUUGCCCCAUUGCUCUUGGUUUUAACCCAGCUGAUCAACAUGAAUCUAAGAGUGUUUAUGAACUGCCAAUCUAAACUUUCUGACAUGCCUUUAAAAAGCUUUUACAGAUAUGUCUUAGAACCAGAGAUUUCUUUCACUCCAGACAAUAGCUUUGCUAAGGGUCCAAUAGCAAAAUUUUUGGAUAUGCCACAGUCUCCUCUUUUCACCCUGAAUUUGAACACACCGGAGAGUUGGAUGGUGGAGUCUGUCAGAACACCGUAUGAUCUUGAUAAUAUUUAUUUAGAAGAGGUGGAUAGUGUGGUGGCUGCUGAGUAUGAGCUGGAGUACCUCUUACUAGAAGGUCACUGCUACGACAUCACCACAGGCCAGCCCCCACGAGGACUGCAGUUUACAUUAGGAACUUCAGCCAACCCAGUCAUUGUGGAUACCAUUGUUAUGGCCAAUCUGGGCUACUUUCAGUUAAAAGCCAACCCGGGUGCUUGGAUUCUCAGACUAAGGAAGGGUCGUUCUGAAGAUAUUUAUAGAAUCUACAGCCAUGAUGGCACAGAUUCUCCUCCUGAUGCUGAUGAAGUUGUUGUUGUCCUCAACAACUUCAAGAGCAAAAUUAUUAAAGUGAAGGUUCAGAAAAAGGCAGACAUGGUGAAUGAAGACUUGCUGAGUGAUGGAACUAUUGAGAAUGAAUCUGGAUUUUGGGACUCCUUCAAAUGGGGCUUUACAGGAGGACAGAAGACUGAGGAAGUGAAACAAGAUAAAGAUGACAUAAUUAAUAUUUUCUCUGUGGCAUCUGGUCAUCUCUAUGAGAGAUUUCUUCGUAUAAUGAUGCUAUCAGUACUGAAGAAUACUAAGACUCCUGUGAAAUUCUGGUUCUUGAAGAAUUAUUUGUCUCCCACAUUUAAGGAGUUCAUACCUUAUAUGGCAAAUGAAUACAAUUUCCAAUAUGAACUUGUUCAGUACAAAUGGCCCCGGUGGCUUCAUCAACAGACUGAGAAACAGCGCAUCAUCUGGGGUUAUAAGAUCCUCUUCCUGGAUGUGCUCUUCCCACUAGUUGUUGACAAAUUCCUGUUUGUGGAUGCUGAUCAGAUUGUACGAACAGAUCUGAAAGAGUUAAGAGAUUUCAACUUGGAUGGUGCUCCUUAUGGCUAUACUCCCUUCUGUGAUAGCCGGAAAGAAAUGGAUGGCUACAGGUUCUGGAAAUCAGGGUACUGGGCCAGUCAUUUGGCUGGGCGAAAGUAUCAUAUCAGUGCACUGUAUGUCGUGGAUCUGAAGAAGUUUAGGAAAAUAGCUGCUGGUGACAGACUCAGGGGACAGUACCAAGGUCUGAGUCAGGAUCCUAACAGCCUCUCAAAUCUUGAUCAAGAUUUGCCCAAUAACAUGAUCCAUCAGGUGCCAAUUAAAUCACUCCCUCAAGAAUGGCUUUGGUGUGAAACGUGGUGUGAUGAUGCCUCUAAGAAAAGGGCAAAAACGAUAGAUUUGUGUAAUAAUCCAAUGACCAAAGAGCCCAAGCUGGAAGCAGCUGUUCGAAUUGUCCCAGAGUGGCAGGAUUACGACCAGGAGAUCAAGCAGCUACAGACCCGUUUCCAGAGGGAGAAAGAGACAGGAGUGCUGGACAAGGAGAAGACAACACAAGAGUCACGCUGGGAAGGACCUCAGAAACGAGAAGAGUUAUGAUCUUCAUUCACAAGCGGAUAGGAAAUUACACCAUUUGAAAAACACUUUUUAUAUUAAAUGCUAGUUUUUUUCUGAUCUGUCUCUACAACUGCUGAUAAACUGGCUGGGCAGGUGUGCCACACCUUUUGAUUCUGACCAUUUGAUUUUGACUUCUGCAUACCAGUGGGCUCUGGAUUUUUAGAGUUAAACCUCUAUUGGAUUUGUACCUCAUAGGAAGACAAGUGACUGAUCUUUUGAGACUCUGUAAAGAGCAGUCUUCUGACCAGAAGGGAAAAUGGCAAAGGCAACUGGAAGAAAAUGAGUCCUGUGGUGACCACACCCAAGAGCACACACAUGCUGCACCACCACAGGAAGCCAACCAGCCAGAGCAGCCAUGUUCUUCCUUACCUCAGUUUACUGGCAGUGGAGCUCAGUCUGCAGCCUGCACUGUGGUGGCAGAAGCUUCUGUGUGGCAGAAGCUUUGUGCAAGGUCCACACACCUUGAGGUUUAUGCCAGUGUGCUCCUGUGUCCUUUUGUUCUCUUCUCCAGCAUUAAGUUCAUUGUCUAAUUGAAACCCAACCAACAAUCAUGUGUCUUUGGAGUUGGCUCGGGACAGAUUAAUUUGGGGACAGGAUGGGGUGGGUUGGGGUGAAGGUGGGGAACAUAGCAGAAGUAGGAAGACUCUGGGGUGUCUGAGGGGAAAUGAGGAAAACAGAAAUUGACUAUUCUCUUUUAUAAACCAUCAGUACCAUGUGACUAAUUUGAAAUGAAAACAUGAUUCUUAAUCCCCACCCAACCCCAGUAAACUUUUUAGAUAAUUGUUUUGUAAACAAUUUUUGUAUUUGUGAAGGUCUGCUUUUUCUUCCCACUUUCUAAAAAAAAAAAAAGAAAAAAAAGUCUGUUAUGGAUUUCCUUACUGGAUACAGCCAUAGCGAGCCCCUCUGGUGAUCCAUCUCGCAGGGCUCGGGGCUCCCUCAGAAAGGUCAUUGCAUCAUUCAUCCCUCUGCUUCCUGGGGAAGGGAUUGUCUCUUUCAGACCCAGGCAAAGCUGGCUUGACUUCUCUGUGAGGAAAUCCCAGAGCUGAGAACAGGAGAGAUGUUGAACAGGAGAGAUGUUAAUUUGUUUCUCUACACUGUUCUAUAUUCCUUUUAGUUGAGCCUGUGGGUUGCCUUUGGUUUGCUGAAAUUGCCGGUAUGCCACCUCUUCUGAUUGCACAAAAUCACACCUUGAAGGUGUGUUGGCCCUUUAGUCCCUGCCUUUAGUGUCUUUGCUUUAGCAACCCAGAACAGUCCUUCUGGAGAAGCCUCUCCUGGUAAGUAGACAGUGUGGGGAGGCACCCACAAGAGAGUCUUCUGGUGUGGUGUUGGGCUGCAUGGGUGUGAGGCUCUGGGUUCCUUCCCUCCAUCUGCCCAGGCUGCAGAGUACAGCAAGCAGCAAGAGUACUCCCAUGGGACUGCACUUUCUUCCAGGGCAAACUGGUGUUGUCUCCAGUAUUUUGCCUGCUUUUUAAAAAUAUGAGGAGGGGCUGCAAAUGGAUAGGAGAAUCCUCACUCUUCUAAGCCAGGGAACAUUGAUUUGCAGUCUUUUUUUAAAAAUCAAGUCUUGUGACAACUACCAAGGAAUUUUUUCCAUAUACACAUAAGCAAAAGUUAGCUUAGGAGUCUCUCAGCCUGAAGGAGCUUUUCAGUUUGCUUUUAUAAUUACAUUAAAAAUUGGGACGAGGGGAGCUCAAAAGAUUUUUCUGUAAAUUGAUCCAAGACUGAAAGAUACCUCAGAAUCAUUGCUGUUGACAAAGGCUGUAGCUUGAGUUCCCCCUGCCCUGCUGCUCACCUGGUCAGAAUAGCUAAAGGGAUAGAAUCAGAGCAAAAAAUAUUUGUUCAGCUUCGUCUUCAAUUUAAUUAAGCCUUCAGAGAGGCUUCUGCUCCCGCAGCUUUAGUCUAUAAUCGUGAACAGAGUUGUGCAUUUUCUGAGUUUAUUUUCUGGGAGACUGAGCAGGAAAUACUAGUCACUGGAGUAUGCUUUUUAAAUGGUGGUUCCCAUGGGACAUGGACAUUUCUUCAUGUCUUUCCACCAGGUCUCGUGUGCAUAUUCCAUGUGAGGAAAGUACAGUGUGAAAUCUGUUGUCUGUAGUAUGUGUGUCCUCACUGCCCUUAUUCAUCACCACCCUAAACGGAAGUUUUACCAGUAGCUGAAUCUAUAUAUGUAAGAUCCAGCUUACUUCUGAAAUAGUCGAGGGCCUGCCUUCCUUCUCUUGGUUCAUGUGUCAUCAGCAUCUUUCAGGAUGAACCUCUGAUGCCCUAGAAAGUGAUAAUACCACUAAAAUUUGGUCUUGGUCAGCUUUGUCUAUUGUCUUUACUGUGUGAAAACAAAUUGUGACUGAAAAGAUUUUUUUUUCAAGAGGCAAGAGCGGAUGGCAAUGAAACACACAAGCUUCUGGAAACUUCACAGUGCAUUAUUUUUAACCAUCAUUUAUUUAUAUGUAAUGGAAUUUUUUCUCUUAUCAUGCCAUAAUGGGAAAUUUUCUUUCUGAAUCAGUGCCAGAGUGCUGUAAAAUAAUGUUACAUGUCAGAGUGACACGCAGCAGUGUGUUUUUAUGUUCUAUGAGUAGUGGUAUUUGAUUGAGAUCAAACCCAUGCACACAGCCUGCUGCUGGAGCUGUGGGGGCAUGCCUAUGUUUAUUUUAAAAUUGUACUCAAUCCUUACACAUUGAGAAUGAUGACACAUUAGUUUUCCCUAAGGCCGAUAAAGUGUAGAAUCUCAAAAUGUGGCAUUUCAAAUGGAAACGUACAGAUGUUUGCCUACCUACUACAUGCAUAUGCCUCAUGAUACGCCUGUGUGUUGUAUGAACUCAGCUCGUGGGAGAGCAAAGAUUAUCAAAUCAUUUCCAGGAAUAGAGCUUAAUGAACUCUCCUUUCCUCAAGUCCUCAUAUAAUGGACUGUGUUGAGGCUUCACUUGAAUGAAAAGCUUUUGUCUGGUUGCAGGGACUCAGUCCUCGGAUAAAGAGUUGAAAGCUAGAGGUGGCAUUACAGUUUUCAGAAGAGACUGGCCCAGGUAAUAGGAAGGGAAUCCAUUUCCUUUAGCUGGGAGUUACACUUGAAGGAUGCCAUAAUUUGGAACAAGUCAGACACCACCCUCCUAGCAAUGAGUAAAAUGAUUCCCCUUACCCACAUUUCCCCUAGGAGUAAAUGUAGGUACUUAAGAGCAGUCCUUUUCUAAAAUUGCCAUGAAUGAUUGAAAGAAAUAAUUCAACUCAAGAGUUAUAAGGAAAUUUCUAGUGCAUUUUUCUGAAUAUAGUGUUAGUGCUAUGGCAUCAGAUUUCAUGGAAAUGGAAAUGUUUAGGUAAAGUCACCUAAUGGAAACUGUUUGUUGGCAACAACAAAUGGAAGGUGCAUUGUGUGCAAAUUUAUUUAAAUAUCGAUUCCAUUGUGUAAUUUUAAUAAUUUUUAAAUAUUUGAUUUUAUGGAAAUACUUUUGUGGGAUGAUAAGAGUUAAAUAUAGCUAUCAUGUCUAGUUUGGUGGGAUAACAUUUUUUACCUAAAUUCAUGUUUUCCCUGCCUUGAUGUAGUGGUGGAAGGUCUCAAUCAUGACUUUGGUAAUUAAUUACCUGAUUGAACUCGAGCUAAUGAGACUUUGUUAGCUCAGGUUGUAAUCGAUAUUUCAAACUAUCUGGAGGAUACCAGUUUUCUCUUUCAUUUGGUAUUUGAUCUCUUGGUCUAAUACAGAAACAACACUUCCAGGUAACAGUGUGUCAGGGCAUGGAGUAGUGGAUCUCUCCUUUCAGGGUGCCAUUGGGUGCUGACAAGUUUAUAAGAAGAAACUAAAAAUCAGCUUCAUGCAGCUGCAUGCUCCCCAAAAGUAGUGCAUUUAGGUUGUUUUUUAUUGUUGUUUGUUUUUUGUUUUUUAGUGCAUUAAGUUUAAACUCACUGAUAAUGAUUUUGCAAGCAAGAGGCUAUCUCCUGAGUCUUAAAUUACCUAGCAACGCAGAGGGCAAAUGUGGAGAUUUAAGAGGAAACAAGUUAGGGUAUGAGUUAAGGCCUUUACCCAUCUGUAACUUAUGCAUUGCCUUACUUGUCACCAUUUAGAUUUCCAGAGAAGUGGCAUAAUUCCUCUUCAAAAUAAAAGUAGAAAAAUCUAAGGUUAACAAUCUGAGAGAAAGAUGAUCAAGUACCAUUUUAUCCUUGGUAAUAACAAGGUAAACAGAAAAAUGAAAAAUGUUAGAAUUUUUAAAGAACAGUAUGUAUUAGAAAACCUUCUUUAUAACUGUUUUGUUUUACUGUAAUCUAUUCCAUCAAAUGCAACAUUGGUCCAGGUGCUGCCCCUUGCUUGGGAAGAAGCGCUGAGGCUCUAAAUGUCUGCAGAGCCCUCUGCACCUGAAGUGAACUGAGAAUGAAUUUCCUGGUACUGUAAUGAAAAUAAGGUCUGCUCAACACAAUAAACUUUUCCUUGUCUUCUUCAAAA